AGCUUUAUAGAUCUUCCACCGGCUUUGUUUGUUUGAUAGAAAAGAAAAUGCCACAAAAUGAGCAUAUAGAACGCUUUCAAAAAAUUCAUGGAAGACGUUUAGAUUACUAUGAAAGGAAGCGUAAGAAAGAAGCUCGUGAGGUGCAUAAGCGUUCGAAAGUAGCACAGAGACUUCAUGGCUUAAAGGCCAAACUUUUGAAUAAAGCCAGGCACUGUGAAAAAAUUCAAAUGAAAAAAUUCAUAAAAGCACAUGAAGAAAAAGAAAUAAAAAUAGGAAGCGAUAAACAAGCACAAGAAGGCAGUUUUUUUUUUAUAGAUUAUUUUCUACCUAACUUCUGUAUUUCUAUAGGAGCCGUUCCUGCUUAUCUUUUGGAUAGGGAAACUCAGAACAGAGCUAAAGUUCUUAGUAAUACUAUUAAACAAAAACGUAAAGAAAAAGCAGGAAAGUGGAACGUUCCAUUGCCAAAAGUUAAGGGUAUUGCUGAAAAUGAAGUUUUUAAAGUCGUCAAAACGGGCAAAAGACAAAAGAAAGCAUGGAAGCGUAUGAUUACCAAAGUUACUUUUGUUGGUGACGGUUUUACCCGCAAGCCACCGAAAUACGAACGCUUUAUACGUCCUGCCGGUCUGCGCUUUACGAAGGCGCAUGUGACUCAUCCGGAGCUGAAGGCGACCUUCCAGCUAUCGAUUAUAGGCGUUAAGAAGAAUCCAAACUCAACUCUGUACACUUCGCUUGGGGUCAUAACCAAAGGAACGAUUAUCGAGGUCAACGUGAGCGAGUUGGGUCUGGUCACCACCACCGGGAAGGUGGUUUGGGGGAAAUAUGCGCAGGUUACUAACAAUCCUGAAAACGACGGCUGCAUCAAUUCUGUUUUGCUGGUGUAAUGGACUUUAUCUUUUAGAUAAAAGUUAUUUCGAGAACAGCUACGAAUCAUGUGGUACAUUAAGCAAGUAUAGCUACAAUUCUUUUAACUCAUUUUUGCUGGAACGCUUUAACAUGGCAGUAAAUAA
Zophobas morio is the source of this 1007-nucleotide messenger RNA. Its product is annotated as ribosome biogenesis protein NSA2 homolog. Lineage: Eukaryota; Metazoa; Arthropoda; Insecta; Coleoptera; Tenebrionidae. The transcript has 6 exons. The record is from RefSeq and is a predicted model, not a curated record. Gene Ontology annotation, cellular component: preribosome, large subunit precursor; nucleolus. The coding region runs from base 48 to 881 and encodes 277 amino acids. Gene Ontology annotation, biological process: maturation of 5.8S rRNA; maturation of LSU-rRNA.